Molecule: messenger RNA, 2318 nt
Organism: Macadamia integrifolia
Lineage: Eukaryota; Viridiplantae; Streptophyta; Magnoliopsida; Proteales; Proteaceae
Product: phosphatidylinositol:ceramide inositolphosphotransferase 1-like
Exons: 12
Coding region: 934-1884 (316 amino acids)
Biological process (GO): ceramide biosynthetic process
Cellular component (GO): Golgi membrane; trans-Golgi network; endoplasmic reticulum membrane
Molecular function (GO): inositol phosphoceramide synthase activity; sphingomyelin synthase activity; ceramide cholinephosphotransferase activity
Source: RefSeq, a predicted model, not a curated record
GGUUCAUUGAAACAAAAAACGGAAAAAUCAAACUGAGGAGAGAGGCUUGAACUGGGGGAGAGAGGUUCCUCGAAAUCGCGCGAAAUCGAUUUCGAUGUGAACCAGAGAGCCUUUCGAAGUUGCUUUUCCACCCGGAGAAAUCCUUGCUGCAUUUUUUCUGCUUUUCUUCGAAAAUUUUGUAAAAGAAGAUCUCAAAAAGCAUCCUUGAAUUCCAAAACCCAAAGAAAAAGAAGAAUUCUCACCGGAAUAUCCACCUAUUCUGAUCGGUUCCGGCGACGGAGAAUAGAUUCGAAGCAGAGGUUCCAUAUAUUCCUUCGAAGCUUGCGAUUUGGGUUCCUCCGGGGUCCCUCGUCCUUGCAGAUUCGAAGCUGUGUUUGGUUGGGCAUUUGCUCUAAGUGGAACCCCACCAGACGUGGACAACUUAUGUAUUUAUUUAUUAUAACUGUUCGACUUCUUUCCGUGUUCAAUCCGCGUCCGAGCAGCGAAGGUGGAAGAGCGAGAAGAAGAAGGAUCGAUAGAGUUAAACAGAAGACGUUGCAGAUAUUCUCUUUUAGCUUGUCGAGUCUGCUGGCGUUGAUGGUCUUCCUCGGCCCCAUCUUGUAUUGCUUGCUGUAGUUUUCUGGUUAGAAACUGCUUGUCGAGGUCAGUUACUGCGCCGGAUCGGAGCUAGUUCGGUUACAUAAGGAUUUGAAUUUCAUUUUCCAUUUGGUUUGAUUCGUUGGAACUGGUUGGGUUGGAAGAGCGGCCAUUUGCCAGACUUCUUGUGUGACCGACAGGGAUCUGAGGGUUUUGGGUUCUCAGAAUUUUGAAUUUGUGGAAUUAGAUCCUGCGGAGAAGGAGAUGUUGUAACUUUGGGUUUCGAAUUUGCUAUUGGAUCAUGUCGACCUUAACCGACAGGUUAUGAAGUAAUGGCAUUGGUUUCCAGAUUAAAAAAUGACACUUUACAUUGCUCGCGAGGCCUCAAAGUUAUGGCGGAGGAUUUGCAUGGAAACGAAGGUAGAACUCAGUCUCCUUGCCGAGAAAUGGAAGCUUCUUCUUGCCGGAGUAUUUUUCCAGUAUCUCCACGGUUUAGCUGCUCGAGGAGUUCAUUAUUUUCAUCGACCAGGUCCAACACUCCAGGAUGUUGGGUUUUUUCUUUUUCCGGAGCUUGGACAAGAUAAAUCUUACAUCAGUGAGGCUGUGUUCACCUUUGUUUUUUUAAACUUUCUCUUGUGGACUUUUCAUCCUUUUAUUUUUCAGAGCAAAAGAUUCCACACAGUUCUGCUGUGGUGCAGAGUCCUAGCAUUUCUUGUUGCUUCUCAACUUCUCCGGAUCAUUACUUUUUAUUCUACUCAGCUUCCUGGUCCAAAUUAUCACUGCCGUGAGGGCUCAAAGCUUGCCAGGCUGCCCCGUCCAGAUAACGCACUAGAGGUGCUUUUAAUUAAUUUUCCUCGGGGUGUACUCUAUGGUUGUGGUGAUCUGAUUUUUUCGUCUCACAUGAUCUUUACGCUAGUUUUCGUUCGAACAUAUCAGAAAUAUGGCACACAAAGGAGCACUAAACAACUUGCGUGGUUGAUUGCUGUUAUCCAGAGCCUUUUGAUCAUAGCAUCCCGCAAGCAUUACACAGUUGAUAUCAUCGUUGCAUGGUAUACAGUAAAUCUGGUGGUAUUCUUUGUGGAUCAGAAAUUGCCAGAACUCCCCGAUAGGACCAAUGCAUCCUCAUCAUCACCCUUGCUUCCAUUGAGUACUAAAGACAAGGAAAGCAAAACUAAAGAGGAGAACCACAAGCUCCUGAAUGGGAACUCUGGGGACGCUACAGAUUGGAGACAAAGAACACAGGUCAAUGGCAAGAUUCUAGAAGAUGGAAAUGCAGUCCGUGCAGAUUCGGCAAUGAACGCUAAUUAGUGGUUCGCUGGGCUGAGUAGAAUGCUGUUACCAGGACUAUGUUCAAAACCAUGGAACCUCGAACUUCUGUAGACUGGUUAGUCAUGUGGGCAAUGUGCUAAACUUUGAUACGCAUUCUAGCGGGUGUGGAAGUUUUGAGUUUUUGUUAAAAAUGUUCAGCUUAUGCUUCCUCAAACUCCCGGUUAUUCCUAUCAGUAAUCACCAUGUAUGCUGUUAGUUUUAGUUUAGUUUUUUUUUUUUUUUUUUUUUUUUUUUUUACAGAUACUUUUUCUUUUCAAAAAAGGGCUUUCCUUGUACACAAGACUCCUGCCACACUGCGGGGUCUUGGAGUCAAUAAUGUACACUAGCCUUAAUCCCGCUUUACAAAGAGGUUGUGUCCUGACUUGAACAUGUGAUCACUAAAUUGCAAUGGAGCAACCGCCCUCUUUGAUACA